Molecule: messenger RNA, 4722 nt
Organism: Penaeus chinensis
Lineage: Eukaryota; Metazoa; Arthropoda; Malacostraca; Decapoda; Penaeidae
Gene: egg
Product: histone-lysine N-methyltransferase SETDB1-like
Exons: 24
Coding region: 247-3606 (1119 amino acids)
Biological process (GO): heterochromatin organization; negative regulation of gene expression
Cellular component (GO): nucleus
Molecular function (GO): protein binding; DNA binding; histone H3K9 methyltransferase activity
Source: RefSeq, a predicted model, not a curated record
UCAUCGCCCUGAAAUAAACAAAAAGGGAGGAGUCUUGCUUAUCUCGUUGCUCGUAGUGAAUUUUAAUAAAUACCGUGGCAAUUAUAAUUAGAACUUGCAUGAUACUACAGGAUAAGACUCAGGAGCUGACGACAGAUAUAUUGAACUCAUUUCUUCGGCGCAUUAGUGAAUUCAAGCCGAGAACUGGUAAAAAAAUUACAAUUUAAAUUAAGAUGAGGUUGUGAAUGAUAAUCCAAAACAAGAAUCAUGGCUGAAGUUAUUGACCUUUCUGAUGAUGAUAUUUUGGUGGAUGAGGUGGCUGUGAGUAAAGUCGUACCUCCUACACUAAAGAGACCCUUCAGAUGCCUGAAUUCUGAUUGUCGUUCUGAGAAAGAUUUAGUUCGGGCAGACAAAUACAUCCGCAGAUUUUUUGGGGUCUUGUCAUAUCCAAAAAAGAAGCGAGUAUGCUCCAGCUGCAGUAUAGAAGCCAGAAAUCAGCAAGACUCUCUGAUUGACACAUUAAGAUCAGGACGGCUUUUGUUGGCUGAAAAACUUCCACCUCCAAGGGAGACUGUGGUGCUCACAGACUCUGACUCUGAUCCAUCUGACAAUGAAAAACUUAGUGAUGAUUCAGAUUAUGAGUUUGUCAGUGAAGAUGGAAAGAAUCUUGAAGAGACAAUUGCCGACAUCACCAAAGAACUUAGCCUGGAUAUGCAGAUAACAGAUGGCAUGAAACACCUCGAAGAGCGAUUCCUGGCAUUAGAAGAGGGUUUUGAUAAACAAAAAGAAGAAUAUGAAAAUAUUGAGUCUCACCUUGAUAAUUUGCGCAAAGACUUCUAUAAUAGUUUCCGGCCAGAGAUUAUGUGGCAGAAGGCUCUUGAUAUUGGUCCUUCUGGUGCAGUGGUCCACCAAGAACUGUUUGAAGUGAUAGCCGAACCUUCCGUCCCUGUACCCGCUCAUAAUCUGCCACCUGUGGGCCCAUUAGUGCGCACUGAGUUGAAGCCAAAUGAGCUCGUUUAUUCAAUGAGGCACUCACUCUUCGCUCGCUGGGCUCAAGCACAAAUCAUUGAAGUGGUGAAACGUGAGCCAAAGAAUACUAGCUACAAAAUUCGUUACAAUCGCAAUGCCAAAAGUUCAUGCCAGACUGCCAUCAUGACAGGACGUCAGUUGGCAUACUAUGCCUCGUGUCCAACUCGUAUCCCCGUCGGCACGCGUGUUAUAGCAAAGUAUAGAGAUGAUGAUCCAAAGAAUACCACCAUCUCUGGUGCUUUCUAUGUUGGAAUUGUAGCAGAGAUUCCAACAGCAGCAAAUAAAUACAGGUAUCUCAUUUUCUUUGAUGAUGGUUAUGCCCAGUAUGUCCUUCAUGGUGAUAUACGGGUAAUGACUGAGGCCUCAUCAUGCCCCUGGGAGGAUGUAUCUUCAGACUCAAAAGAAUUCAUCAAGGAUUACCUGCAAAUGUAUCCAGAAAGACCCAUGGUGCGCCUCCAGAAAAGCAACUAUGUCAAAACAGAAUGCAAUGGAAGAUGGUGGAAAGCUCUGGUCAAAGAGGUGGAUGGGUCUCUAGUGAAGAUGUUUUUCCCAAUGGAUGGAAGAUCCGAAUGGAUUUACAGGGGAUCCACUCGUCUCAGCCCACUCUUCAACAAGAAGAUGAACAGUCAAGCACAGACAAAACAGCCACAGAAGACUAUACGACGUCGUACAGUGGCUGUACCUGGAACAGCAGUUGUGGAGUAUGGAACAUUUGGCCAGGGCUUAGAUCCCGAGGCCACAGCUCCUGGUAAGGAGGCUCUUGUACUCAUUGGUUAUGAUAACAACAAGACAGAAACAGGAGAACGUCGGGCUGUAGCAAGAAAGAGUACUAUGUCACGUGCAGGUACUCCACCUCGAGAAGUUCAACAAAGAAUUGAACAGGAAUCUAAAGGUUUUACUAAAAAACAUACUCUUCAUGAGGAAACCAUAAAGUUCACAAGACAUAUCUGUACGAAUAAGUGCUUGGGGAAGGGUGAUAACAUGUCUGAUCAUAAAGGGUUGUCACCACUCUUAUAUCCUAUGAUGUUUGGUUGGUACAGACAUAUUGUGAAACAGCGUCGUAGAACAAUGGGACGCAACGAAGUUUAUUAUGUAGCUCCGUGUGGUAGACGACUGCGCAGUGUAGAAGAAGUCUUCCGCUAUCUCCUUGAGACUGAAUCCAAUCUUGAGAUUGACUGUUUCUCCUUUGAAUUGGCAGUGGACACCUCUCAUGAGUGGGAGCCGUUCAAAAAGAUUGUCAAUAUUGAUGAUGUAUCCGGUAGAGAUGAAAAUGUACAGAUCUCAUGCGUCAAUUCCUUGGACGAUACCGCUCCUCAGCCUCUAGUGUACAGCAAUGUUCGAAUUCCAACAGAACAUGUGCCACUCAACCUAGAUCCAAACUUCUUAGUCUGCUGCGACUGUAUAGAUGAUUGCCAGGACAAAUCAAAGUGCCCUUGUUGGCAGUUGACAAUCCAAGGAACCCGUAUUUUGGAUCGCUCCGAGAACCCCAAUACAGGUUAUCAUUACCGCAGAUUGUCUGAACAAGUACAAAGCGGUAUUUAUGAAUGCAAUUCUAGAUGUAAGUGCAGCAACAUGUGCUUAAAUCGUGUCGUGCAACACCGACUAAGACUCAAGUUGCAGCUCUUCAAAACUGCACGUCGAGGUUGGGGCGUUCGAACUUUACACGACAUUCCUAGAGGAGGAUUCAUCUGCGUUUAUGUGGGCAAGAUGCUGAAUGAGACUAUUGCUAAUGAGGAAGGCAAGAUGAUAGUGGGCGGAGAUGACUACUAUGCUGAGCUGGAUUAUAUCGAAGUCAUGGAAAAUGCGAAAGAAGGAUAUGAGGAAGAAGUAGAGAAUAUUGAGGAAGAAUCUAGCAAGCUCUCCGUAGAAGGAAGUGCAAUUGCUGGCUCAGAUUCCACAGACAGCGAUGGUUUCUAUAGUGAAAAUGAAGUAGAUGACACAAAAGAUGAUCGCGACUUCAGCCAUCCGACAUAUAUGAAAAAGGUGGGACUAACCAAAAGAGAAAAAUCUGCUCGCCUUCAGGAACGCUCAUCGCGCAAUAACUUCCUAAAGAAAGGAAAAGUGUCUCCAAAAUCAGAAAGUAAAGAUGGAAGUGGAUCAGGAUCUGCUCCUGCAUCAGAUGAUGAAGCAUCCAAGUCAUCACAGCCUGAAAAACCAAAGGAAACAGAACCAAAGGAGGAUUCAAAAUCCGAAGAAGCUGCUGAUGAUUUUGAUGAUGACGAUGAAGCAGAUGAGAAGCAACGCCGUCCACAAACCUUCGCCCCAAGUCAGUUAUUGGCUACGCCUCCAAAGCAGAGAGCAAACAAGAGUGUGAGAGAGUAUUUUGGAAAAGACGAAGCAGUAUACAUCAUGGAUGCCAAACACACAGGCAACAUAGGCCGAUUCUUGAAUCACUCGUGUGAACCAAACGUCUUCGUCCAGAAUGUUUUUGUUGACACUCAUGACCUAAGGUUCCCAUGGGUGGCAUUCUUUGCGAUCAGCAACAUCCGUGCAGGCACUGAACUCACAUGGGACUACAGCUAUGAAGUGGGCAGUGUACCGGGCAAGACUAAGUACUGCUACUGUGGUGCCAGAAAAUGCCGAGGGAGGUUGUUGUAGAUUGUAGUUUACUUCAUGGUUUACAAGGAUAAUUCCAAGUCAUAGUAGUAUUUAAAACUAGGUAUAUAAGUAUCAUUUUAACUUUAAAUAUGAUGCACAAGUUAAAAGCAAUUAAUCUUUAUUUUACAAUUAAUAUGGGAAUUUUGUUUUUAUUGCCAACCCACUGCUUCAUAUCUCACUUCACAAAUAAUCAGUAUCAUUAUCUUUGUCCCACUGACAUUGAUUUACAGUUAGGCUGUCUUGUAUAUUCCUCAAUGUUUUCAAACCACAAUCUAUGGUCAUUGCAUUGUAUAAGGAUGAGUCUUAUCAGAGUAAAAGAUAAAGUUCCCAUAUCUGUUAUCUUCAAGCCCUUGGUAAGUGACUUCUUGAAUAUUCAAUACACUUGUAAAUCAUUAGACUAAAUAUAUGUUUGAAUUUUAAAAUCUAUUUUUUGUUGUUACCCUUUUUUGGAGUGUGUGUGGGGGGCAGCAUUAAUAUUACAUGAUUCACUUGGAAUACUUGAGUAAAGGAACAAAAAAAAACAUUAAAUAUUUGAAAAAUCAACCAAAUGCACUGUUAUUCUUACUGUAAUCCAGUUAUUAUUCUCUUCAUUAUGACAUUCUCUUACCUGAGCAUUAAACUUUAUAUAAUGAUCUGAUGGGCUGCUUUGUAGGAACUUUACAACGUCACUCUCUUACUGAUACAAAGUACACAAGCAUACUUAGAAUUUAACACUUUAAAUAUCUAAUAAAUGACAAAAAUAUUUCAUGUGAAACUGUCAAGGAAAAUGUGAAUAAUAGCCAAGGGAAAAAUAAAUUUUUCAGGUAAAAACAUUUUUGAGUGGUACAUUUUAUUCGAAAUUCACACGUGUAUAAAACGAGUCAAUAUAUUACUUAAAUUAAUUACUUAACACUAAUGAUUUCUGUAGGUUUAAAUAUAAAUGUCAUGAAUAUCAACAGUAAAUGAAGUGUUACUAUCAAUUAAAUAUGCUUGGGAAUUCAUAAAAUAAUACUGGUUGAUAGUCCUUUAUAAUAAUCAGAAGACACAUUUUGUUCCAGCAAUUGUGUAUUUUUUUUUUUUUUUUUUUUUUUUUUUUUUACAUAAAGGCAACAAAAUCACUUGAUAUAUCUGUAAAUU